AAAAGGCUUCGCAAGCCUGAAUUUUUCUUUCGUUUCCCAGAAACAAGCUUCUCCUCCGUUCGUUGUUCUUCGUCGCUCUGCAAGAGCGCCGCAUCGCACCGCGUCACGUUUUACAUCUCUCAAAAUCGCUCAUACCUUCUGGUCAAUUUCCUCUCAAGAUAAUUCAAUCCAGAUUUAAUCUGAAUUAGUCGGGAUCUAAUCGUCGAGUUUUAUCGCUAGAAACCCUAAUUCCAGGGGAUCUGUGCAAUCUUACAGUUUGCUCACCAUCAUCUUCUGGUAAGUUCUGAUUGGUAUUGUACCUGUUCUUGUAUGCAGGUUGCUGGAGUUAAAUAUCUGGGUGCGAGCAUCUUACUAUGACGACUCUUAAAGACAUUCUACCUCCGGCCAAAUCAACAACUACGACUUUAUAUGAUCAUACUAAUGAUCCAUGGUUCAAAAACCGUUUCACUGAAUCCGAGUCGGAAAAGUCCUCGGCUGUGGCUUUCAAAGCAGUUCCUGUUUACCUGAAACGUCAAGGUUUCCGUCCGAGGAAUCCUGAGGACUUUGGAGAUGGUGGUGCUUUCCCGGAGAUUCAUGUUGCUCAGUAUCCUCUUGGAAUGGGUAAGAACAAAUCCAACAAGCCUGGUUCCAAGACUCUGCCUGUUACUGUGGAUGCUCAGGGAAACGUGGUCUUUGACGCCAUUGUGAGGCAGAAUGAGAACUCGAAGAAGAUUGUGUACUCUCAGCAUAAGGAUAUUAUCCCUAAGAUACUGAAAAACGAGGGAGACUCGGAUGAGGUUGUGGAUGAAGAGGAGGAAUUGCAGAAGCAGAUUCAGGAGACUGCGGAAGAAACAAAAGCUGCCAUUGAGAAGAUUGUCAACGUGAGGCUGAGUGCAGCGCAGCCUACCAAUGUACCUAGGCAAUCAGGUGACUCGAAGUACAUUAAAUAUAAGCCAUCACAGCAAUCUUCAGCGUUCAAUUCCGGUGCGAAAGAGAGGAUCAUUAGGAUGGUGGAGAUGCCUCAAGAUCCUCUUGAUCCACCAAAGUUCAAGCACAAGAGAGUCCCAAAGGCGUCUGGCUCUCCGCCUGUUCCGGUCAUGCAUUCGCCGCCCAGGCCUGUUACCGUCAAGGACCAGCAAGACUGGAAAAUCCCUCCUUGUAUCUCCAACUGGAAAAAUCCGAAAGGUUAUACGAUCCCUCUUGAUAAACGUCUUGCUGCUGAUGGAAGAGGCCUACAAGAUGUUCAGAUCAAUGAUAACUUUGCCAAGCUAUCAGAGGCCCUCUAUGUAGCUGAGCAGAAAGCUAGAGAGGCUGUUGCAAUGCGGUCAAAGGUGCAAAAAGAGAUGUCGAUGAAGGAGAAGGAAAGAAAAGAGCAGGAACUGAGAGCCCUUGCCCAAAAAGCUCGUUCCGAAAGAACUGGUGGUGGUGCUGCUGCUGCGAGUAUGCCUGUCUCAUCUGACAGGGGUAGGAGUGAAAGUGUUGAUCCAAGAGGUGAUUACGACUAUGACCGCGAGAGAGAAAGGGAAAGAGAGAGAGAGAGGGAAGGGCCGAGAGAGAGUAGAGAGGAAAGGGAAGAGCGGAUUCAGAGGGAGAAGAUCAGAGAAGAGCGUCGCAGGGAAAGAGAGAGGGAGAGAAGGUUGGAAGCUAAAGAUGCUGCAAUGGGGAAGAAGAGCAAGAUCACCAGAGACAGAGACCGUGAUAUCAGUGAGAAAGUUGCUCUCGGAAUGGCAUCUACCGGAGGAAAAGGCGGUGAAGUUAUGUACGAUCAACGUCUGUUCAACCAAGAGAAAGGAAUGGACUCUGGUUUCGCCACGGACGACCAAUACAAUGUAUAUGACAAAGGCUUGUUCACUGCACAAGCCACCCUUUCGACGCUGUACAAGCCAAAGAAGGAUACUGAUGAGGAAAUGUACGGAAACGCAGACGAGCAGCUUGAUAAGCUCAAGAACACUGAGAGGUUUAAACCAGACAAAGCUUUCACCGGUGCUUCCGAGAGGUCGGGUAAGAGAGAACGACCCGUUGAGUUUGAGAAGGAAGAGGAUCCUUUCGGUCUUGACCGGUGGGUGCAUGAUUUGAAGAAAGGUAAGAAACCUCUGGACAAAAUCGGGUCUGGAGGAACUAUGAGAGCAAGUGGCGGUGGUGGUAGCUCGUCAAGGGAUGAUUAUGGUGGUUCUGGUCGAACCAAGAUCAAUUUCGAACGUGGUGAUCGUUAAAGUUAUAAACUGCUCAGUAAAACUAUCUUUGAUUCAAUAAAACUUCUUGUUUGGAUCUAUGGAAACAAUUUGCUUUUGAUGCAGUAUUAUGUUGUAGUGAAUCUCUGAAACUUUUCGUAAUAUGCAAUCUUUCAGCUUUCUCUAUAUUGGAUCACAUUAGUGUCACGAAUUAUUGUACUUAAGUUUUUGGUUUUAAAGGUUUACGAGUUUUGUUU
Eutrema salsugineum is the source of this 2407-nucleotide messenger RNA. RefSeq names its product SNW/SKI-interacting protein. Gene Ontology annotation, cellular component: spliceosomal complex. The record is from RefSeq and is a predicted model, not a curated record. The coding region runs from base 354 to 2192 and encodes 612 amino acids. NCBI's taxonomy places the organism in Eukaryota, Viridiplantae, Streptophyta, Magnoliopsida, Brassicales, Brassicaceae. Gene Ontology annotation, biological process: mRNA splicing, via spliceosome. The transcript is spliced from 2 exons.